Teleopsis dalmanni is the source of this 535-nucleotide messenger RNA. Its product is annotated as cytochrome c oxidase subunit 5B, mitochondrial-like. Gene Ontology annotation, biological process: mitochondrial electron transport, cytochrome c to oxygen. The transcript has a single exon. Gene Ontology annotation, cellular component: mitochondrial envelope. The coding region runs from base 142 to 513 and encodes 123 amino acids. The record is from RefSeq and is a predicted model, not a curated record. Lineage: Eukaryota; Metazoa; Arthropoda; Insecta; Diptera; Diopsidae.
UGUUGCAGAGAUAGUUUCUAAUCUUCUCCGGAAAAUUUUCUCAAAAAAUUUGUACAAUUUUUAAAAAUUUGAAAAUUUUUUAAAACUACAAUUUGUAAAAUUUGAAUUAUUUUUAAAACAACAAUUUUUAAGAUUUUUAUUAUGUUGCGCCGCACAUUAAUCGCUGCCAUCCAUGGUCGCCGUUUCGUUUCGCAAUCUGCUGGAAUGUUCCGUAAGAUGCCAGACCCUAUGGAGCAUGCUACUGGAAUUGAGCGCAAAGAACUUGAAGCGUAUGCUGAUGGCUGUGAGGAUCCUUUCCAGAUAAAGACUAUUAUGAAACGUGGAAAAGGCACUCAAGAUGAACCCAACAUGAUUCCGUCGGCUUUUGAUGCACGUCUAGUAGGUUGCAUUUGCUGUGGAAAUCGGUUUGCGCAAUGGAUGUGGCUUGAGAAGGACUGCCCUAAGCGUUGCGAAUGUGGGUAUUGGUUUGAACUGGAACCGGUGGAACCAUUCUAUGAACCUAAUUACGAAUAACAAUUUUUAAAUUAUUUGAUUA